AUGAGCGCCUCAUAUUCAAAGCAGGCAGGCAAAAGAAGACAGGAAGCCAGUCCGGAAGACAAUGCUGAAGAAAGGAAACGACUUAAACCAACCAUCGACCUGACAUCACCAUUGUGUACGGGAUGUCAAAUGCUGGACAUCGACAACGUGUUCGAAGCGGCCCUCAAGUACUACAAACGCAGAGUGGACGAUCCAGACAAGAAGUCGAAGCUCUACGAAGCUUCCGAUGGAAGGCACUUCUACGCUGAUGCAGUUUCGGUGCAUCGGUUUGGUACGAGGCUGUCCAAGCCAUCAGAUUGUCCCUUGUGCGACUUCCUUCGAUCUGUCAGAGUCGAGCCAGAUGUACAUGAACGCUACAAACUACUUGCGUUCCGUAGCAGCGAUGCUUGGCUCUUCAAUGCAGAUCGGGUGAGAAACGCGUUUAAAGAACCCGACUUCCUCGAGGAACGCCACGAAACAGUGUUCAUGGCAGUCGUGCCAGAUAUAGAGUCGAUCCCAACAACCGGGCACGAUGCCACAUGGCUAGACUACGAGAUUCCGGCUGUGGGGGCCAUCUUUUACAAGUCGGCUGCUGAGCCUAGCGACUUUCUCAACCAGAACCUGCUGGGAGCAAGAGAGCUCAAGGGUUCAUUCGAUCUUGAGCGGUUACGGGGUUGGCUCGAUUACUGCCGCAGUGGACACGGUACCGCCUGCAGACAACGUGCAUCGGAAGAACCGGUAACCAGAGGCUUUCGUCUGAUCAACUGUACCAAGGAUCCUCCCGAGGUUGAAGACAAGCCGUGGGGAACUCCGUACGCUGCUUUAAGCUAUGUUUGGGGAUCCACGCCCGCCGAUCUGGAAGACUGGCCGACGACUGUCAUGGACGCAGUCGAGGUCACACGCAAGCUCGACUUUACCUAUCUGUGGGUGGAUCGGAGCUGUAUAAACCAGGCGGAUCCAGAAGAGAAAAGCUACCUAAUUUCGAGGAUGACCACAAUAUAUGAAGCUGCUGAGUUCACCAUCGUAGCAGCUGCAGGAAGUGGUGCUAGCCAUGGUCUUCCUGGGCCAAAGUACUACGCCAAUAGCGGAAGUCUGCUUCUUUCUAUGCUCCCUGAUCCGCGGCGAGAAAUACUCCAAUCGCAAUAUUGGACCCGCGGGUGGACAUACCAAGAAGGGGUCCUCUCUAAUCGCCGUAUCGUCUUCACGGAACACCAGUUCUACUGGGAAUGUCGAUGUAUGGCUUCGAAUGAAAGCGCGGAUGUGUCGCUGUUCCACCAACCCAUAAGCCAUGAGAACGAUCCCAAUACCAUUCUGGUAGACUUCAUGUUAAGCGGCAUAUUCAAAGGCGGCGCAUUCAGCGGAGGCAGUAGCGCGCACCAGGGAGACUUGGUCAUUGCUAAUGACGAGGAGUAUCGGCUGGACUAUGGCUUUCCUGUCGUUGAGGAGAUAACCGUUGGAGCGCAAUUGCGAGGGCUGUGCGAACAUAUGCGUGAGUUUACGAAACGACGCUUGACACAAGCUACAGAUACCCUGCCAGCCUGUAAGUAG
This is a messenger RNA of Alternaria conjuncta, 1527 nucleotides long. RefSeq lists its product as uncharacterized. The transcript has 2 exons. NCBI's taxonomy places the organism in Eukaryota, Fungi, Ascomycota, Dothideomycetes, Pleosporales, Pleosporaceae. The coding region runs from base 1 to 1527 and encodes 508 amino acids. The record is from RefSeq and is a predicted model, not a curated record.